AUGUCUUCUGGUACCAGUAGGGGUAGGUCUUUUAGGAACGACGGUGAGUUAUCAAGACAAAUACCUUAUUCAACUACGCCACAUAAUAAUAAUAACGGCACUAAAUUACGUGGUAAGAAGUUAAAGCAGUUCUCUACAAGAUCUCGAAGUAAAAGUAAUGCAAACUUUAAAGGUUUAACAGCAUUACAACGAACUGCCAGUCAUGAUGAUAGUGUUUAUCGGUCAGAAGGCACCAGCAGUGUUAAUAAUGGUUCAGUUAAACGUGCAAGAAGUUAUGAAUCGUUGAAUAGACGAAAAGCUAUCAGUAUGUUAGGUAUGACCGCUUUAGCACUGUCGAAAUUUAAUCCUAAUACUGUAGGAAAUAGCUCGGCUGGAGGUGGCAAUUCGCAUUUGUCAAGGUCUAUUCAGAGGAAUGAAGGCAAGUCUGUAUUAGAGCUGCAUGAGUCGGAAGAAAUGUACGAAGAGGACUCAACAACAGAUGAGGAAGUUGAUUAUUUAAGUGACGGUCAGGGGUUCGCAGAAGACUCGAAGGAUUACAGAGAAGAGUCGAAGGAGUAUGUUGAUGCGCUGGACACUAACGGUAUGGAAAAAAAAGAGAAGGAUGAGGAAAAGGUGGACAUAAAAAGGACGGGCUCCGGCGGGAGUUUGGUAGAUCCUCGGCAAGAGGGAUCCAAUGCAUUAAAUAAGGUACAAUUAAGUUAUAAGCCUCCUUCCAGUUUAAGGAAUAAAGUAGAGGAUAGGAUUGGAAGUAAUGCAGUUGAAGAAGAUACUGAUCGUAUCGAACAGCAUGAAGAUGAUAUUAUAAAUUCUAAGUGCACCGUAGUUGAGACAGCCCACAGUCUUGAACGACAAGGUCCGGUUUCAGACAAGAAUUCCGAAGACCUUGACCAGAAGAUGAGCGAACAAGAUAAAAGAGAUAAUGGCCUAAUAGAUCCUGUAGACGAACAUUAUGUUCAGGAUAUGAUUCUUUCUCAGUCAACCGGUGUUGUAAGACACUUUAAUCAGACACUUUCGCGGCAGAAUUCUUUGGUUAGUCACUCUGGUCUCAUAGAGAAUGGUUACGAUCAGCCGAAUUUCGCUGCAAGCAACCGAUUUAAUUAUAUCAACAGUGACUUAGCUAGUUCUUUGAAAUCCACAGAAAUUAAAAACGAAGAUAAACCCACAAAGGACUUUUCUACUUCUAUUUCAAGCCUCACCAGCCAUCUGCAUGCUAGACCUACUGCAUCUAGAUCGAGUACUAGAGCAAACACAUUAUUGAGUAAUCGAGUACCCCAGAGUAAAAUGUUAAGGAACCAACCUUCGUCACUGCUCGAUAAUAAUUGUCAGCAAAGGGGUAUACCCACUGGCGUCCUUAAUAAUUUCUCUCAAUUCCUACAGUCAGGAGACCAGGGCACAGAAUCUAGGACACAGCAAAAGCUAUGGUUGCAAAGAGAAUCCUCGUUAUUGAGUUUACCAUCCCAGACAGCCAGCUCAAACUCAAUAUUAAUGGCUACAAACAUAGAAGUCAGAAGGGAAUUUGAGCGGAUCUCUAAUGAAUACAUGAAUGUUCGUAGGUUUGGGAACCCAUUGAAUGACUCUAUUACUAGAGUUAUGCAGAAGAAUAAGAUAGAUAUGAAAAAGCUAAACAAGUCAUCGCUACCAGUUGAUGAUUCAACGGGUAGCUCAUUUUUCGGAACGUACCAGAGAAACGUUAAGUCUUUUGGUGAGCUUCAUCCUGAGAUCGCAAAUCGGGAUUUAGAAAUUCAACAAAUGUUAUCGACAAUAUGGAGUGAAAAUGUAGCAGAAUUCAACAAGGACAACAAUCCGCUAAGCAAACAGUGGCACAGCCUGCAGCAAAAUUUAAAGUCAAGCAGGACCCGGAAUCCCAGUACUGCUGCAAGCAGCCAGCGUUUGGUCAAUUCUUUGCAACCUAUGACGAAGGCAGUCAAUAGGAGAAUGGAGAAUGCUAUGAGCCAGCAGCGUCUUUAA
Molecule: messenger RNA, 1968 nt
Organism: Eremothecium sinecaudum
Lineage: Eukaryota; Fungi; Ascomycota; Saccharomycetes; Saccharomycetales; Saccharomycetaceae
Gene: TCO89
Product: Tco89p
Exons: 1
Coding region: 1-1968 (655 amino acids)
Biological process (GO): TOR signaling
Cellular component (GO): TORC1 complex; fungal-type vacuole membrane
Source: RefSeq, a predicted model, not a curated record